Molecule: messenger RNA, 2890 nt
Organism: Colius striatus (speckled mousebird)
Lineage: Eukaryota; Metazoa; Chordata; Aves; Coliiformes; Coliidae
Gene: NFS1
Product: NFS1 cysteine desulfurase
Exons: 13
Coding region: 17-1354 (445 amino acids)
Biological process (GO): [2Fe-2S] cluster assembly
Cellular component (GO): cytosol; nucleus; mitochondrion
Molecular function (GO): pyridoxal phosphate binding; cysteine desulfurase activity
Source: RefSeq, a predicted model, not a curated record
GGGCAGCGACGCGGCGAUGCUGCUGUGGCGGCGCUUGGCGGCCGCGGCCCCGCGGCGGCUCUCGGCGGCCGCGCCGACACAGGGACCGGCCCCGGGGCAGACGCCGGGGCAGACGCCGGGGCGAAACGGCGAUGGCGGCGGAGCCCUACGGCCACUCUACAUGGACGUCCAGGCCACCACCCCCAUGGAUCCCAGAGUGCUGGACAGCAUGCUGCCCUACCUGACAUCCUACUAUGGCAACCCCCACUCCAGGACCCACGCCUACGGCUGGGAGAGCGAGGCUGCCAUGGAGAGGGCCCGGCGGCAAGUUGCAGAUUUGAUAGGAGCCGAUCCAAGGGAAAUUAUAUUUACCAGUGGUGCAACUGAAUCAAAUAAUAUGGCAAUUAAGGGUGUUGCAAGGUUCUAUAAAUCCAGAAAGAAGCACAUCAUCACCACACAAACAGAGCACAAGUGUGUGUUGGAUUCCUGCCGCUCUCUGGAGACAGAAGGGUUCCAGGUCACCUAUCUACCUGUCAAAAAAAAUGGGCUUAUAGAUUUGAGGGACCUGGAGGCUGCGUUCCAGCCAGACACAAGUUUGGUUUCUGUAAUGACUGUGAAUAAUGAAAUCGGAGUGAAGCAGCCCAUUGGUGAUAUUGGUGAGAUCUGCCGAGAGCGGAAGGUUUUCUUCCACACAGAUGCUGCACAAGCCAUUGGUAAAAUUCCUGUGGAUGUCAACAACAUGAAAAUUGAUCUCAUGAGCAUCAGUGGCCAUAAAAUUUAUGGGCCUAAAGGUGUUGGGGCCAUCUACGUUCGCCGUCGGCCGCGCGUCAGGCUGGAGCCCCUGCAGAGUGGAGGAGGCCAGGAGAGAGGGCUGCGCUCUGGGACUGUGCCCACUCCGUUGGCAGUAGGGCUGGGGGCAGCAUGUGAAGUGGCACAGCAGGAGAUGGAGUAUGACCAUAAGCGGAUCUCCCAGCUGGCAGAGAGACUGGUUACAAAAAUCAUGAGCCAAGUUCCUGAUGUGGUUAUGAAUGGAGACAGAGAGCAUCGCUAUCCAGGAUGCGUCAAUUUAUCUUUUGCUUAUGUGGAAGGGGAGAGUCUUCUGAUGGCUCUGAAAGACGUGGCUCUGUCUUCAGGAAGUGCCUGUACAUCAGCUUCUCUGGAGCCUUCCUAUGUUCUGCGGGCCAUUGGAACAGACGAAGACUUGGCUCACUCCUCUAUAAGGUUUGGCAUUGGUCGUUUCACGACAGAAGAAGAAGUGGAUUACACAGUGCAGAAGUGCAUCCAGCACGUGAAGAGGCUGAGGGAAAUGAGCCCCCUCUGGGAAAUGGUGCAGGAUGGAAUUGACCUCAAAAGUAUUAAAUGGACUCAGCACUGAGAAAACUCUGCUCUCCAUGGGCUAAUUGUGGAUGAAAAUGCAUUUUCUGUACAUUCCUGAACAAAUUACGUAGCACUUCUGGUUUUUGACACUUGCAGUUUGACUGGAAAAACACCCUUUGUGAUUGCAAAGUCUAACAAGCCAAAACCAAACCUAAGCUUUAUGCUGGAACAAGGCAGGAUGAUGUAACACCCAGAAAUUUAUGCUAAAACAUAAUCUAUUGAGAAAUGUGUUUGCUAAUAAGGGAACGAAAUGGGUGUGUUGCUGCAGGGCCCUUAGGGAAGGCUUUGUGUCAGGAUGGGACACCCUGGGGCUCCUCAGAGGCCUUGGGCUGGGACAAAUCCUGACAGGAACAAGUUUGGCAUUUCUAGAGAAAAGGGAUGCCUCAGGGUGGUGAUGUGCCUUCACAGAUGAGCUGUAUGUGCAGUUAAGGACAACUAUUUUUUCUGAAACUGAGUAUUUUUGUUUGUUUUGCCUUGGUUUUAUCUUUUUUUUGGGUGAUGCUUGUACAGACUAGUGUGCAUUCAUCCAAAGGAUCCUUCUGUGCUAUAGAGUUUGACACAAUGAUGCACUUUUCUGUCACCUCCAUUGUGCUUUUUUUUCAUGUAGUUUUUUGCAAGUAAGGGAAGAGAACUUGAAGGGCUGGGGAGGGGACAGGCAGAGCGUGUCCACUUCAGCUGCAGGGAGGAACAGGUGUGGUUGGGAGAGGAGAUCAAGUGCAAUAUCUGACUGCAGACUGGGAAUUUGUUGUCAUUUUGGGCUUCUUUCCUUCCCUUGUGAUGAGUCUUUUGCUCUUUCUCAGUUUCCCUCUGCCACUUCAGGAGUGUUGCCCAGUGGAGCCUGGCUGUUUUGUCUGGAGAUAACCUGUUGCUCUGGGGUUCUCUCUGUGUGACUGUACUUCUGCCGACCUAGAGGCUCACAUGGGGAUCCACACUCUGCAGAAGCUGAGGGAAACGUCUGGUAAAAAGGGUUUGAGGAGAUAAAUUCACGUUGGUGUUUUUCCUUUCUUACCUUUGUUGAUCAGUAGGACACUUGACCCUGUGUUUUAAGUGCCUUUGUGGCAGUUGCCCAAGCAGCCAGCUCUCAGUUUGGUGUCUCUGACUGACGGCUACUGUGUAACAUGCCCUGCAGACAGAACAGGAUGGGACCUGCCUGGGGACCAGCUGUGUCGUGGAAAAACUGAAGCUCCAUCUCUCCAGACAGGUUGUGUCACAGAAGCUUCUGGGUUUUUUUGUUGUUGUUACCAAGGUCAAGAUUUGGUUGGUUGUAAUGCAAAGCUAAUCCUCAGUUGUUCUGUUUGAAAUGAUUAGCUUUAGCAGAUUUAAUAUCGUAGGGCUAGCACCUUGUAUUUCAUCAGCAUGUUUUGAAAGCUGCCGUGUGCACCAGCAGGUUUCAGAGAUGUGUGUGCCCUGUGUCCUCCUUGGGCCAGAAAUGUUUUCUGGACAGUGAUAACAGCAUGUUUUAGAACUGUAUGUUUAUGAAAUUGUUCUUUGUGUUUCAUGGAUGAUAAAAAAAUAUAGAUAAGACUCAGACUUG